This is a messenger RNA of Lathyrus oleraceus (garden pea), 315 nucleotides long. Its product is annotated as cysteine proteinase inhibitor 5. The coding region runs from base 1 to 315 and encodes 104 amino acids. Gene Ontology annotation, molecular function: cysteine-type endopeptidase inhibitor activity. The record is from RefSeq and is a predicted model, not a curated record. NCBI's taxonomy places the organism in Eukaryota, Viridiplantae, Streptophyta, Magnoliopsida, Fabales, Fabaceae. The transcript has a single exon.
AUGGCUUAUGCGGCUGCAUGGGAACAAUCUGCACCAGGUGGUUAUCAUUACAGACCCCUUACAUACAUCAACGAAUACGUCGUGGAAAUCGCCAACUUCGCCGUGGUUGAAUACUGCAAAGAAAGUGGUACGAAGGUGAACUUAAAUAAAGUGAUAAAGGGUGAAUCAUCGACGGUUAAUGAAGGGAUUAACUACCGCCUCACCCUCUCUGUCGUCGGUGAGGAUUCCGUUUCAAAGAUCUAUGAAAGUGUUGUGUGGGAGAGUCCAUUGCUUCCUUUUCGAAUCCUCAUUUCCUUUAUAGGUCUACGUGCUUAA